AUGGUUGAAAAAAUCCGUUCUACUGCAGCAUUUGUACCAGGAAUUGCCAAAGAAUAUUCUACUAUUUUUGAUAUGUGGAAUGUACGAACAACAGUUCCUAAAGGAACAUAUAUUCAAUGCAAAAAAAAUUAUGUUUGCCACCAUAGUUCUCACCAUAAAGUUGACAGAACGUUAAACAAAAGAGGUCAAUCAAAAAAUACUAACUGUCAAGCAUCUAUUAAAAUUUUAGUAAAAAUAGACACUGUAUCUACUAGAAAAAGUGACUCUUUUGUGAAGAAUAAAUACUUAGGCAUGAUUACUAUCGCAAAUACUCAUAAUCAUAAUAUUAAUACUGCUGAAGCAUUACGGUAUUUGAAUCCAGAUGUUAAUUUAAGAAGUACAUUUGAAGAUUAUUUUUAUGAUGGGAUGACAAUAUCAGAUGCAUUACGAUACCAUGAGAGUAUUUUAACAAUGGCAAAUAAACCAAUUGAAUAUUUUGCGAAUGGUAGAAUUAACCCAACAUAUAGAUGUGUGCAAAACUGGCAUGACCAGUGGAGAUUACUAAACCUAGGACCUCGUACUUGUCAAGGAGUAAUUAUGAAACUAGAAGAAAAAAAAGAAACUUAUGCUACAAAUGGGAUUUCAAUUUACUUCCAAGAGGAACCAUUUGUUAUUCUUAUAUUAACUCCAAUUAUGAAACGAGCACAUGAUUUACCAUUAUCCAAAGAUAUUGUAUUUGUGGACUCAACUAGUUCUUGUGACCCUGAAAACCAUUGCAUUACAUUUUUACUUACUCCAUGUGCUGCUGGUGCAGCUCCUUUAGGUGUAAUUUUAUCCAAAGGCCAAAGCGAAGCAUCCUAUUCAAGUGGAUUUAAUUUAAUAAAGCAAAAUGUAAAAAAUGCAUUUGGUGGUCAAGGUUUCCCAUCUUUAUUUUUGACAGAUAACUCAGAUGCCGAAAUCAAUGCACUGAAAACUGUGUGGCCACAGUCGAGAUCGCUACUUUGA
Molecule: messenger RNA, 984 nt
Organism: Macrosiphum euphorbiae (potato aphid)
Lineage: Eukaryota; Metazoa; Arthropoda; Insecta; Hemiptera; Aphididae
Source: the annotation of a GenBank genome assembly